CCGCUCUGCCGCUGAAGACGGGCUAGUCAACCGAAGAAAAAGGAGUCAACCCCUCUUUUUCCAAAAGCGUGGACACAACCAACACCGAAAACGAAAACGAUGUGAGAUGUAUAUAUGCUGUACUUUGCGAAUAUAUUAAAGCUGAACCCUACCGGCAGGAACCCGACACAGGUUCAAAUUGAUGUCUUUCCCCUCUUCUUUUGGGUUCCCCUUCUUCACCUUCAUCCAUCUCGUUAUUUUACUCCAAGCCCGGCUCACAACACACUCUUGAAACCUUGAUCGGGCUUUAUACAAAUCACGCAUCGUUGUGGGAGUACAUAUUCCAGGUACCAACACCUCUGUCAUACAAGUCUUCGUUCAUCCCCUCAUCAACAAAGACGCAACCAUGGAAUCAACCCACGAGCCCGCCGACCCUGUCGCCAAGGGCAUCCUCCCCACAGCCCGUCAGUCAUGGAAGGACCUCUUCAUCUGGAAGCAGCGCGUCGUCGUGACCAACGUGUACGGCGAGACUGCAACAGAAUGGGCAAAACCCGUGCCUCUGAAGAACCCCAUCAGCUUGCUCGCCCAGCUCUCAGGCCGUGACUGGAUCUGCUUUACGGUCGGAUUCUGCGCCUGGAGUGCCGAUGCCUUUGACUUCCAUGCCUUGUCCAUCCAGCAGGUCAAGCUGGCGGCCUACUAUGGAGUCAGCAAGACCAGUGUGUCGACGGCGAUUACGUUGACGCUGCUGCUUCGGUCGAUUGGCGCUGCUGCGUUUGGUCUGGCUGGUGAUCGAUGGGGGAGAAAGUGGCCGAUGGUGGUCAACAUGAUCGUUUUGGGCAUCUUGCAGAUUGCUACCAUCUACAGCUCGACAUAUUCGCAGUUCCUUGGUGUGAGAGCUUUGUUUGGAUUGUUCAUGGGUGGAGUGUACGGUAACGCAAUUGCAAUGGCCUUGGAGAACAGCCCGGUCGACGCCCGCGGUUUGAUGUCAGGUAUUCUUCAGCAAGGUUACGCCUUUGGUUAUGUGUGCGCCGCGUGCGCCAAUCUUGGGGUCGGUGGCGAUACCGAUAGCUGGAAGACCGUAUUUUGGAUUGCUGCUGGUUUGUCCAUUGGUGUUGGCAUCAUCCGCUGCUUCUUCCCCGAGUCCAAGCAGUUCCUUGAUGCACGCAAGGAAGGCAAGGCGCACGCCAACCCGUCCCAGUUCUGGAGGGAAACUAAGGUGAUGCUUCGCCAAGAGUGGAAGAUGUGUGUCUACUGCUGCAUUUUGAUGACUUGGUUCAACUACUACAGCCACACCUCCCAGGACAAUUACACCACCUUCGUACUGAGAGCGAAGGAAAUGGAUAACUCGGGCGCCAGCCGUGCCAGUAUCAUCAUGAAGGCCGGCGCUUGUGUGGGCGGUACCAUCAUUGGCUACCUCAGCCAAUACUUUGGCCGCCGGCGGACCAUCAUUGUUUCCUCGCUCAUCAGCGGCUGUCUGAUCCCCGCAUGGAUCCUUCCCAAUUCCGAGCGCGCGCUGUCCGCCACCGGCUUCUUCAUGCAAUUCUUCGUCCAAGGAGCUUGGGGGGUCAUCCCAAUCCACCUGAACGAGCUUGCGCCGCCCGCAUUCCGCUCCUCGUUUCCCGGAAUCACGUACCAGGUCGGCAACAUGGUGUCGUCCCCGUCCGCACAGAUUGUUAAUGCCGUGUCGGAGAAGAUCCACAUCAUCAGCCAUACCGGAAAGCUGGUCGAGGCCUAUGGCCCGACUAUGGGCAUUGCUACUGCGAUUAUUGUAAUGGGCAUCGUGGUCACCACGGCAUUUGGGCCCGAGAAGAGGGGUAGAGAGUUUGAGAAGGCACUGCCGGCGGGUAUGAACCUCCAAAAGCAGCAUGGUAAGCAGUUGGACGAUUUGGAGACGGGUCAUAUGGAGAUGGUGGCGAGUGAGUUGGAUGAUGAGAAGAGGGAGGGACGGGCAGUUCAGUAGAUGGAGAAUACUGCUGCCCCUGCCAAACAAUGAGCGUCGGGUGGCUUUCACAACACUUGGAAUCCAUGGUGAUGUUCCGGGGCAUGACGACUUCGUGUGCAUGUCCAUUUGAGAUAAUGUUCUCUUUACUUGGUAUAACCCGUCCUAUACAAGUAUUAUAUGAACUUCUCGUGUCCUUAUGCUCAGCUGAGGUCUUCUGAGUUCAUAGACUUGAAAACAAAAAGGGUGUUUCAAAAGACUUGAAGGCUUCUAGGGUCACGUAGCAUCUGGUAACUUGUGUACAUAAGCCGGAUCAUCUUCCUAGGUCAGCACUGUUCAGAGAAGACUUAUACCAUUAGAUUUUGUGAACCAC
Molecule: messenger RNA, 2291 nt
Organism: Neurospora hispaniola
Lineage: Eukaryota; Fungi; Ascomycota; Sordariomycetes; Sordariales; Sordariaceae
Product: major facilitator superfamily domain-containing protein
Exons: 3
Coding region: 386-1939 (517 amino acids)
Biological process (GO): transmembrane transport
Molecular function (GO): transmembrane transporter activity
Source: RefSeq, a predicted model, not a curated record